AAAUAUUAUAAUGUGUUAAUUAAAAGUAGUGGAGGCAGAGCCGUCACUAAUGUCAACAUCAUGGCGUCCUAGGACUGUGCUUUCAGUGAUGAGUGUUAAUUAACACAAAAAAUCGUUUGCUUUUUCUGCUUUUUCAGCUUUUUGUGAUCAUGGGCAGUGAACAGUCUACACAUUCGACAGAACAAAACCUAACACAGAAUUCAAAAAGGAUCAAAGACUUAGCUACUGUUUUGGAUGCUAAGGUCAAAUCCCAAAUUGUCCUUACAAGAACAGACAAUGGCCAAGGCCCUGACUGUCACAAACAGGAUACGGAAAGCAUGAGAAUUCUGAAAGGACUCUUCAAACAGCUUGAUCCUGCCAUCAUCCAUACACCUCAUGAAAUUCAUGGUCAGGUGCAGCUGUCUUUCAAGUAUGAUGUCAAGAGACAACUGCUUCUUGUCAAGCUAAUUAAGUGCAACAAUCUUCAAGCUGGAGACCUGCGAACUAAGGCUUCAGCUCCUUAUGCCAAGCUUCAGAUGUUUCCUGAUAUCCAUGGCCAUGGUACUAAGACAUCUCAAAUAGUUGAGGGAACCAGGAGUCCUGUUUACAAUGAAAUCUUCGCUUUUUGUGCCAGUAAAUCUGAGCUCACUGAAUCUCAGGUGGUUUUGCAAAUGUGGGAUCAUGAUUUGGCCAAUCAAGAUGACUUUCUAGGUGAGGUCAUUGUUGAGAUGAAGUCACUCAACUUUCGAGAGCCUGUCAUAACAGCGUGGUAUGAUCUGAAAAUGGAGACAGAUCUGACCAUAACUGGUGAGCUUGACCUCAGUUUGCAGUUCCAGCCUCCUCACUAUCUUUUCAUCACAGUUCAUCGAGCAUGUGGACUUUCACCCAGAGCUGGGCACCAGUCAGCAGACCCCAUGAUUAAAUCGGCCAUCCCUGGCCUUGGAGCAUACUUCUCCAGCCAGGUGCAGAAAAAUACACUUGAUCCAGAAUGGGAAGAAUCAUUUGAGUUUGAAAUCCCAUUAGAAGAAUUAUCCUUCCGAUUUAUUACAUUCGAUAUUGUGGACAGUGCAGACUUAAGGUCUGAAAAGGUAGUGAUGGGACAAGCUGUCUUUGAUCUUGAGACUCUUGACACAGAGAAAGGUUUUCAAGGAAAACUGAAGCUUGCAGAUUUGAGAAACUCUGCAGCAAUGCAAAAUAAGCUGAUGCAGCAUGUAGUAACACAGGAAAUCCGGGAAGCCUGUCUAGCCCACACCACGGCUCGCCUUCCACACUUUCUAUUUGGACCACUUUCAGGCUCUAAGAUAGUGAGCGUGAGAUGCCGAAAAGCCGGACGAAAGUCAGCAAUGAAAGGACAUGUUCAUUUGGUGGAUGGUGUGCCAGUCUAUUAAGGAUGCUAAUUAAUGCUUCACUUUUGGACGUUGAAACUGCCAUAUAGUAACAGGCACAUAUGUUAAAAUAUUUUAAGUUUUAAACCCAGCAUUUGAAACAUACAUUUGAAGGGAGUUAGUAGUGCAAGAUAAUUUCCCCAGCUGACACAAAAAUCUAGCAACAAAAAAAGUUCAAAAUUAAGCAUUGACACAAGGAAAGGUUUAUAAAGAAGAAAAGAGGCAGAAAAAAAUUAGGUGUAACAAUCUUUAAAAACAUAAACCCGUUUUGUAAAUAUAUAAUGAGCUAUAAGUAAAACUGUAUACAGUUAUACCACGAACGUCCCGGUUAUACAAAGUAUACUGAUCGAAACCUUCAGGUGCAGCUCUGUUUUUUGGAAGUGUUUUUAGUGUCGGAAUUUUUUUAACAAACCUCCAGAUUAGGAAAAAUUAGAGCAAGAAACUUAAUUUUUAACUUGUCAAAAUGCUCUGCAGUUUACUUUUUAUUGAGUCACAGGCACAUAUCUGUGUUGUGUAGAUGUAACCAUGCAACUCGUCAGUCUCUGAUGGCUACGUAUUGACCCUACCCUCUACAACCAAAGACAUAACUUAUAGUACUCAAGAGACGUUAAGUCCUUGGAGCUGUUCGACCCUACCCUCUACAACCAAGGACAUAAUUAACUCAGUACUCUACUAUAUGGAGUGCUACAUAGAAUCUCACAGAGUAAAACUUUGCUGUUUCCUAUAAUUUCUAGGACUCUAAUUUUUGAAGUUUUUCUUGUUCGCAAGUUUUAAGUGUCUGCACUGAAUUGUUGUUUGUACAUAUAUAUGUUUUCAUAAAAAUGACCACAUUUGUCAGCAGUGAGCUUGGACAGAGUUAGGGUUACAUAGUUGUGAUGUCAUAUACCCUCUAUAUUAUUGAUAUUAAUCUUAGCAUUUUCAAGGAAACCAACAGAAAUUUCUGUUAUCAAAUGCUUGACCAUGCUGAUUAAAAAAUAUUUGUUUUCGCUUUCGUUACAAUUGGGAAUAACUGUAUAUGGAAUGAUGUCUAGAACUGUAGAAACUUUAAUUGGAAGAUGCCAAUUUUAUAUCAGGAAAAUAAUUGUAAAAUAAUAAAAGAGACAUAUAUUUAAA
Pomacea canaliculata is the source of this 2477-nucleotide messenger RNA. RefSeq names its product synaptotagmin-1-like. Lineage: Eukaryota; Metazoa; Mollusca; Gastropoda; Architaenioglossa; Ampullariidae. Gene Ontology annotation, molecular function: calcium-dependent phospholipid binding; clathrin binding; phosphatidylserine binding. Gene Ontology annotation, cellular component: membrane. Gene Ontology annotation, biological process: regulation of dopamine secretion; regulation of calcium ion-dependent exocytosis; calcium-ion regulated exocytosis. The record is from RefSeq and is a predicted model, not a curated record.